Entamoeba invadens IP1 is the source of this 693-nucleotide messenger RNA. RefSeq lists its product as hypothetical. Gene Ontology annotation, biological process: regulation of DNA-templated transcription. Gene Ontology annotation, molecular function: DNA binding; DNA-binding transcription factor activity. Bases 1 to 693 code for a protein of 230 amino acids. The transcript has a single exon. NCBI's taxonomy places the organism in Eukaryota, Evosea, Mastigamoebida, Endamoebidae. The record is from RefSeq and is a predicted model, not a curated record.
AUGAACGUCGACCCAACGAAACAACCAGACCAAUCAGGGCAGGUGGAGGAUAGUACAGUAUACUCGGGAUACGUCUCUCCAGCACAGGGAGAAACCCCUUUUCCUCAAACAGCAGCCGCCCCAUUCACCGCGUUUCCGACAUUUUCCCCAUAUGUCCCACAAUCAGUGUCGUUUCCUACACAAGCGCCCCCACAAUUUCCUACAACAACAUUUAAUGACCAGGUAUACACCCCUUUACAUCGAAGGAAGAAAAAAUUCCAAAACAUCGAUUACCACACACUCCUUUCAGAAGACGACUUGCAAAGUAUGACAAUAGAGGAAUUCGAGGACUAUGUCACGGAACUUAAAGAUAGAAGGACAGUCACUAAAUUGGAAAAAGCAACACUCAACAAGAUUAAAAGAAAACUCAAGAACAAAGAAAGCGCGAGGAAAAGUCGACAAAAGAGUAAAGAAGCCUUUGUUGGGCUCCAACAACAACUCGAGGAAUUAAGGAAACAGUACGACGACGUGUUAAGAAUCAAUUGUCAGCUGAUAGAAAUAGCAGACGGGUGCGAGAGGUGCCAUCAAAGAAUUCGUCAGGUCCAACAACCCGUCACACAACAAUCUCAACAACAACAAACUCAACAAAACACAGAACAAAGCGCACAAACCCAACACCAAUGCCAAUCAACACCUCUAUUCCCGUCAGUUUAG